This is a messenger RNA of Lodderomyces pseudojiufengensis, 1038 nucleotides long. RefSeq lists its product as uncharacterized. Lineage: Eukaryota; Fungi; Ascomycota; Pichiomycetes; Serinales; Debaryomycetaceae. The record is from RefSeq and is a predicted model, not a curated record. Bases 1 to 1038 code for a protein of 345 amino acids. Gene Ontology annotation, molecular function: oxidoreductase activity, acting on the CH-OH group of donors, NAD or NADP as acceptor. The transcript has a single exon.
AUGUCAAAAAUAUUUCUUAGUGGGGGUAGCGGAUUCUUAGGAUCUAAUUUGAUUAAAACAUUAUUAACUUCACCAUCUAAAUAUCAAGUUAUAACUUCUGUGCGAUCAGAAGAAAAAGGAAAUAAAUUAUUAGAAAAUCUUGAAAAUGCUAAGAUAUCAACAGAUAGAAUUUCUUAUGAAAUAGUUGAAGAUGUAGGAGGAUCAAAUUCAUUUGAUGAAACUUUAAAAAAACAUAAAGAUAUAGAUGUAUUUUUACAUACUGCUGCUCCAUUCCAUUUUAAAUCAAAAGAUGUUCAGAAAGAUAUUAUAAAUCCAGCAGUAAAUGGAUUAAAAAAUGCAUUACAAAGUGUUGAAAAAUAUGGAGAUAAUAUAAAAAGAUUUGUAUUAACUUCAUCAAUAGCAAGUGCAGGAGUAGCUAAUCCAAAAUCAAAUAAAGAUACAAAAUUUAAUGAAAAAACAUGGAAUGAAAUGACUGAAAAAGAUGCUAUAAAAAAUCCACUUUUAGCUUAUUAUUAUGCAAAAUUAGAACCAGAAAGACUAUUAUGGGAAUAUACUAAGAAUAAAAAACCAAAUUUUGCAGCAACAACAGUUUUACCAGCUAUGAUUUUUGGACCUCAAGCUUUUCCAAUAGGAGAUAGAAAAGAAUUAAAUACAUCAUCUGAAGUUAUAAAUAAAAUAUUAAAAUUACAAUCAUGUUCAAAAUUACCACCUGGUGAAGGAUUAUUUAUUGAUGUAAGAGAUGUAUGUAAAUCAAUAAUUGAUGGUUUUGAAAAAGAAAAUACAAAAGAUAAGAGACUCUUGUUAUAUUCUGGUUCAUAUAAUACUCAAAAAAUAUUAAAUAUUAUAAGAGAUAAUUUCCCAGAAGUUAGUUUAAUGUUACCAGUUGGUAAACCAGAAAAUGGAGAUAAAGAAGAUCCAACUAUUAAAUUUUGGAGUAAUGAAGAAACUAGAAAAAUUUUGGGUUUUGAAUUUAUUGAUUUAGAAAAAUCUGUUGAAGAUUCAGUUGAACAAAUAUUAGAAGUUAAAAAUGAUAAGUAG